GGCGAGGCUGCACGAACACUAUAUAAAAGCUCUGAUUAUUAACAGUUACAAAAAAGUGAAACACGAGGUAACACGACACGUAACGUACUGUGAGUGGAAAUAGAAUUAAGAAAGAAACACAAGCAAUACAGAAAAAAAUAAGAAGCACACGCCAUACGGAAGAAAAUAUCAAAAUGGGUGAGGACAAAACUCAUCUCAGUCUCACAUUACAGUUAAUGCAGGAGCGAAAGCUGAUCAGAGAUGAAGAAACCUUCACAGUUGACGGGAAAGGGCUGAAUAUUGCACACGUACAUGAGAGCAGCAAAAAUACGCACAUCAAGCUGUCCAUUUCUGACCAUUCCCUGAAUGAAAUGGCUCAAAAUGCCGAGUAUCUUCGAAAGAAAGUGACCGAAGAUAGGUUGGUUAUAUACGGUAUCAACACAGGGUUUGGAAACAGCGCUGAUACCCGCACUCUGGAGUUAGAAAAGUUGCAGAAAGCUUUGAUACAACACAUCAAUGCCGGGAUGGGUCGAACCUUUCCUCCAGACAUGGUGCGCGCAGUGAUGGUCACAAGGGCCAAUUGUCUCGCUAAGGCUUACUCAGGAGUACGUCCAGACGUGGUACAGUUACUGGUAGCCAUGAUUAAUAACGAUAUCGUUCCUAUCGUUCCUCUGCGUGGAUCUGUCAGCGCCAGUGGUGACUUGAUGCCUUUGGGUUAUAUAGCAGCAGCCAUGAUCGGAAGAGAAGAUAUCAACGUAAUGGUUAGAGGUCAAAUCAUGCCAUGUCCUGUUGCCCUUAAAGAAGCCAAUCUAGAACCAUUGGUGAUGGGACCAAAAGAAGGACUCGCCAUUAUCAAUGCCACCUCUUUCGCUGCUGGUACCGCCGCUCAAACCAUUUAUGAAGCCAACAUUGCUGUCCUUCUAACACAGAUUUGCACAGGGCUGGCCGUAGAAGCACUACAAGGUAAAUUGGAAAGUUUCCAUCCAGUCCACCAUACUUGCCUUCAGCACGUCGGUUUGAAAGAAGUUUCCAACAACAUGUUGAAGAUAUUGGACGGAAGUCAACUCGCCGUCUCGACGUUAGAGAUGCAUCUACCUGAUACAUACGGGUCCUUGAAGCAAGACCGUUACAGCAUAAGGACGGCACCACAAUGGCUAGGCCCGGUGAUCGAGACUCUCAAAGAGGCCUGUCGACGAAUAAACGUGGAACUGAAUUGUGCCAAUGACAACCCAGUCAUCGACCACCGCACCGACACCAUUGCUCAUGGAGGCAAUUUCCAAGGAGAAACGCUUUCAAUAACAUUAGAUCAAACUCGUCAAGCGUUGCAAGUCUGUGGAAAGCUUCUUUUGGCACAAUUCCAAGAAAUUGUCAACCAUCGCAUUAACCACGACCUUCCGCCAAAUCUCUGCGGAUCAGACAUCAAUCUCGAUUUUGGUUUCAAAGGAGCUGAUACUGCCAUGGCAUCGUACAUGUCAGAGUUAGAUCACCUGGCCAACCCAAUGUCCAACCACGUGCUCUCUGCUGAAUGCCAGAACCAAUCUGUCAACUCCAUGGCUCUCGUCAGUUCUCGUCUUACUCGAGAAGCGCUGGAGAUAUUACAGAUGAUGCUAGCCAAUCAUUUGUGUUUACUAUGUCAGGCCUUGGACCUGAGACAUCUGCGUAAUAAGGUACUGAUGACAAUUGACAAAAUGGGGAAACCCCAUAAGGAAUUCCUUGCCUCUUUUCUCAAAGAAAACAAAUGGUAUGAUUUCCUUUUCAACCCAGAGGAAUCUGCAGCUAGGUUUGCUGAGAAAUUUCCUAAAAAUGGUCACAAAGAAGAAGACAUCCGCAGUGAGAUAUGUGGCACUAUGAAAUCACUGAUGUCUGAUGCGUGUAACGGUCAUCUAGGGACUGCUGAAUGCCUAGGAAAAGGUUCACAGAGAGCGUACUGGUACAUACGUCACACGGUGGGAGUGCCAUUUUACCACGGCCAGGCAGCAAUUGACACGUGGCUGGAGAAGAUUUUAUCAGCUGUUCAAAAUGGAGACUUUGAAAACGUUUUAAUUUCCGUAUUUGAGGAGGCUUGAUUUUCAAAUUAUGCAAUGAACAUUAAUAUGCAUUUAUUUUGUAAUUCAGUGCACUUAUUUUGUAUGUUAUUUUUCGGAAUAUAUAUAUUUAUAUGAUCUCCACUAAAUAUAUAUGACAGGGAUUCUCUUUCCGAAAAGCAUGCGCUUGAGCAGGAAAUUGGAAGUAUGUUUUAAUUACGCAUUAAAAAUUUUAUUUAGUACGGGUAAAUUGUGGCUCUUUAGAUUACGUUAUACCUCUACACCAUUAUUAAUUUUUUGCAGGUUAUUAUUUAUGUUAUAUUUCCAUUAGAAAUGGGACAUGUUGCAUUAAGUCAGUUUUUAAGUGAGGCCAGUAAUUCAUCAUAUAAUAUACAUUACAAGGUGUGAUAUCUGUAUGCAAUAACAAGUAGCUCAUUUAUUUUACCAAAACUUUUUUUAUAAUACUUUUAUAUGGACACGGUAUUUGUAUACAUUUUUUUCAAUAAAACAACU
Molecule: messenger RNA, 2516 nt
Organism: Lingula anatina
Lineage: Eukaryota; Metazoa; Brachiopoda; Lingulata; Lingulida; Lingulidae
Molecular function (GO): catalytic activity
Source: RefSeq, a predicted model, not a curated record